Molecule: messenger RNA, 405 nt
Organism: Polychytrium aggregatum
Lineage: Eukaryota; Fungi; Chytridiomycota; Chytridiomycetes; Polychytriales
Exons: 2
Coding region: 1-405 (134 amino acids)
Source: RefSeq, a predicted model, not a curated record
AUGGAUCCGCAUGCCCUCCCGGCCCUGGCCCUCGUUGCGGGCUGCCUCGGGCUGACUGCGGCUGCCCCGCUCCACAAGCGAGACCCGACGGGCAACGCCAUCGGAAACGUAUCCAUAUUCGUUGUCGGCCUCAUCAUCGUCAUCUGUUUGAUCAUCGUCCGCCUGAGACUCGGUAGCGUCGGGUUCCUCCGAACCCCUCACGACCAAACGAACCUGACCAGCAUCGCCCUCCAGUACACCAACAGGGCCGAAGCAGGAGCCGCUCCUCCCGCCGAGGCAGCCGAAAACCUUCCGGCAUAUGAAUCGCCAGAAGCCUCGCCUCCGUAUGCAGAACAGGCCGAGGCCGAGCCUGCUCCUGCCUAUGAUGAUAACCCGACCGCCGAGCCAGCACCUCCCUAUGUCUGA